AGCUUUUUUUUCGAGGGUAGUUGUCGGGGAACAGACCAGUGCAACCAGCGCAUCGCGGUCGGGGUAGGUCCUGCUGAGAACCUCAACCUUCCACAGAAGUCUUCAAAAAAAUGACAAUCGAAACCGCCGUUGAUGCCGGCUGGACGCUGCUGGCCGGCAUGCUCGUGUUCUUCAUGCAGGCAGGAUUCACUCUUCUCGAAUCCGGCUACGUGAAAGCGCGCAACAUCCAGUCCAUUUUGAUGAAAAACGCCAUUGACGCGUCGGUUGCGGGUAUCGCGUGGUACCUGUUGGGGUACGGGCUCGCUUUCGGCGAAGAUUCGUGGCACAAGGAGCACAAGGGCGGUUUUGCCGGAACGGACCACUUCGCGCCCGGGUCGGACGAGUUGACGGACGGCACGGGGAGCUACGUCGAUUUUUUUUUUCAGUACACCUUCUGUGCCACCGCUGCGACGAUUGUGUCCGGCGGCGUGGCGGAGCGUUGCAAACUGGAGGCCUUCGCGGUGGUGUCGUUCUUGCUGACUCUUGUCUACUAUCCCCUGGUGGUGCACUGGACCUGGGGUGGCGGCUUCCUGACCCAUAUCACACAGAAAAAAGCUGGCAGGUCAUAUUUGUAAUGCAAAAAUAGACUGACAAAAAAGCUUUAUUUUGUAUUGCAUAUCCUAAAUAGCAUGCUAUGAGGCCGCCCAUGACAGAUUUUGCUGUGUAUUUGUUUUUGCAUUACUGCCAGCUUUUCUCUGUGGGAUAACCCAGAACGGGUACUCGGACUUCGCGGGCAGUGGCGUCGUGCACAUGUUCGGCGGUUUCGCGGCGCUGGCAGGUGCGAUCGUGUGCGGUCCCCGGCACGGCCGGUUUACGCCGGGCGAGGAAGCCAACUUUGCCCCCUCGAACAUGCUCUACAUCUGCGUCGGCGCCUUCGUCCUGUGGUUCGGGUGGUACGGCUUCAACGCGGGCAGCACCCUCGGGCUUUCCGGCGGCAACGACUUGCUCGCCGCCCGCGCGGCCACCAACACCGCGAUCUCGGCCGCGUUCGGGUCCAUUUCCAGCUUCCUCACCUCGUACAUCAAGGACAAGAAGUUCAACGUCGCGGCGUUCGCGAACGGCAUCCUCGGCGGCUUGGUCGGCAUUACCGCCGGGUGCGCGGGUAUGGACACUCAUUUGGCCUGUGCAACGGGGAUAUCAACUGUAAAAAUGUCUGGGUCUGGAAGAAUGUUGCAAGAUUUGUCAUGCAUAUUUCUCAUGACCCAUGAUCUCUGUAAUGCAGGGCCUAGCGUGACAGAUUCUGUGAGAUCCCUAUCAUGCCUAUUCUGCAUGAGAAACUUCCUCGCAACUUGGUCAAAAGUGGACAGCUUUUGGCAUUCAUGCAAGACAGAUUUUGGCACGAUCCAGAAUUAGCAUUACAAGUUGCAAUUUUCCAGACCCAGACAUUUUUACAUUUGAUAGGGGAUCAUCUCCGGCCUGCUGGUGGAGUCGUCCUCCGUAUUCCGUGUAAAAUCGUCCCCACCCUGCUCCGCAGUAGAGAUGUCAUGCAAAUCUGCAAGCCUGAUCCUGAAAUGUUUCUCAUGCGCAGUGCCAUGAGGACCAUUUUCGAACGCUAUUUUUAUCUGGGAGUUUGUCAUGCUGGAACAAUGAGGAUAAGGUCAAUUUUUUGUGAUGCGGUUGUAAUAGCUAAACAGUACCACGCUAGUACGAGCUGAAUCUUGUCGUGCGCAGCGGCCAAAGCGUGUUGCUUUCUGUAGCGAAAUCGCGAUCUUGACCCUGGUGCGGGGACGUUUUCACUCAGGAUAUUCCGAGCUGCUGAAGAAGUUGAAGAUUGACGAUCCCGUGGGCGCUUUCCCAGUCCACGGUGCCUGCGGCAUCUGGGGCGUGAUCGCCAUCGGGUUGUUUGACAUGGAGAAGGGGUGGUUAUCAGAGAGAAAUUAAUUAGCUGGCAGGUGGUCAUAUUAUCUGUGAUGCCAAAAUGACUGAAUGAUGCGCAAAGGUGGCUCUGCUCGUGCAUACUAUGGGCUUUCCCAUCUACUUACUACUUCACGUAUUAUUUUUUUUUCCCGCCGCGUAUUUCGUUUGUUGUUGUACAAAAAACAUCACAUCGCACGUGGUCGUGCCAGCUUUUUUCCGCGGGAUGGUUGUGGUCCGGCAAGAAGACGUUUGACAUCCUCCUCGGGCCAAACAUCACCGGCAUCAUCACGAUUGCCGUGUGGAGCUUUUCCACUUCUUUGGUCACCUUCUUGGCCUUGAAGUACGCCGGGCUGCUCUUGGUUUCGCCGGAAACCCAGACCGCGGGGCUCGACCUCGAGAAGUUCGCACUGGAACGCAUCCCGAGCCGCAAAUCGGAACGCGAAACCGGACUCGUUCCUGCUACCGGUGUGCUAUGCAUAGGAAAUGUCCCGACGUCGUACUACAAAUCGCACGAUCAUUUUGUCUGUGCCACCUGGUAAAUCGCGUUUGUAGUCGUGUAACGCACUUAAUAGAUGAUACAGUUACAGGAGUCAUGGUCACGGAAGGACUUGAACACCUUUGGUGCAGCUUUGGGUCAUAAGUACAUCAUGAUACAUGGUCAUCUCGCACCAUCGUCACGAGGGGAUAUUCAAUUCGGCAGAGAACUGACUGCGACUAAAUGCUUACGACAUAAUUUUUGCAAUGCAUACUUGGUGCCGGAAAUUGAAAUGCCGGAGAAACCGAUCACACCGGUGGUGGAUUUGAAAGCUGCUGUCGAGUAUCAAAUGCAAAUAUGUCUGGGUCUGGAAAGAAUGGAAUUUGUGAUGCUGCGUUUGGAUUUAUAUAAAAUCUGUAUUGCAUGAGCAGCAACGGGAGCCCAGUUUUUGCUACGCGAGGAGGGCAUUUGUCAUGCGGGAUAGGCAUCAAGAAGGCCUCAAGAAACCUGUGAUGCUGGGGCAGACAUCACAGACACCUUGGGUCAUGCAAAGUGUGCACGACAAACCUCGUAUCCUUCCAGACACAGACAUAUUUGCAUCUGAUAUCGAGGACAUCGUCGUUGAAGGGGAGGUGGUCGAAACUGUGGAGACUAUCAAAUGUAAAAAUGUCUGGGUCUGGAAACUUGUGAUGCUGGGUGGCGUCUCAUGAUGAGGCCACAAGUGCUGGCUCAGCAUGACAAGUUUCUGAGCUUCUAGGUGUUGCCUAUUCUGCAUGACAAACUACAUUUCUGCAUCACUGAAAAAUAGGGCUCUUGGGCAACGUGCAUGACAGAUUUAAGAGUCAUGCCAGACAAGCAUGACAAACAUGCAUUCUUCCAGACCCAGACAUUUUUACAUUUGAUAGAGACUGUCUAA
Amoebophrya sp. A120 is the source of this 3287-nucleotide messenger RNA. The record is from the annotation of a GenBank genome assembly. Lineage: Eukaryota; Dinophyceae; Syndiniales; Amoebophryaceae.